AUGGCGCAUCAGACUACUGCCUGGAUGGAUAUUUUACCAGCAGUCCUACUUGGUCUUCGCUCAACAAUCAACAGCGAACUUGAGGUGUCUCCAGCUCAACUUACAUUUGGUGCUGAACUCCGUUUACCUGGAGAUUUUAUUGCUGACACACCUGAGCUGAGCAAUGUUCCUGAGUUCGUCAAGAAGCUGCAGUCAGCGUUGAAGAGCGUUGGAAAAGCAUUCAGACGACACGGAGAUACUCCUAUCUUCGUGCCAAAAGCUUUAGACACGUGUACACACGUUUUCUUACGUGUCGAAACCCAACGCGCUUCACUCAUUCCACCAUACACGGGUCCGCAUCGUGUAAUUCGCCGAAAGGAUAAAGCGAUUGAGAUCGAGGUAAAUGGAAGAGCAAUCUUGGUGUCUGUUGACCGUUUAAAACCCGCGUAUUUAGCACCUGCGCCGGACGUUGUCAAAUCAAGGAGUCAGAUGGAGGAUACAGCCAAAUCCGAACCUACUCAGCAUCCUGAAGCUGAGAAAAGUCGUCCUAAACGCAAAGUCCGUUUUAAAGGCGUUUAUACUCGAUGA
Messenger RNA from Planococcus citri (citrus mealybug), 567 nucleotides. RefSeq lists its product as uncharacterized. The coding region runs from base 1 to 567 and encodes 188 amino acids. The record is from RefSeq and is a predicted model, not a curated record. The transcript has a single exon. NCBI's taxonomy places the organism in Eukaryota, Metazoa, Arthropoda, Insecta, Hemiptera, Pseudococcidae.